Messenger RNA from Perca flavescens (yellow perch), 2690 nucleotides. RefSeq names its product RAB33A, member RAS oncogene family (gene rab33a). Gene Ontology annotation, molecular function: GTP binding; GTPase activity. NCBI's taxonomy places the organism in Eukaryota, Metazoa, Chordata, Actinopteri, Perciformes, Percidae. Bases 196 to 1032 code for a protein of 278 amino acids. The transcript is spliced from 5 exons. Gene Ontology annotation, biological process: Rab protein signal transduction. The record is from RefSeq and is a predicted model, not a curated record.
CGAACACAACAGCACUUUGCGCAGCUACAGACGGCCACUCAGCUGCUGAAGGAAAGCGGCGUUGGUAUUGUUGCAUCUCUGGUCUCGUCCUCCCUUCCUCCUCCUUCCCCCUCUUUACUCAUCCACCCAUCCGUCCAUCCGUCCACUCCCUCUCCACACACGCACACCGAUUUUCGCAUCGCCUCCUCCGGCACAAUGACCAACGAUUCUCCGGAGGAGGAGACCCGAGCUCCGCGCGGCGGAGGAGGAGGAGGAGAAGGAGGAGGAGGAGGAGGGAAAGGAAUCACACGAAGGAACCCAGCGGAUGACAAUGUGACCAUCCUGACAUCCUCCAUGGAUUUCCAAAGAGCCGGCCGCAGCCGAGCCAGCAGCAGCAGCAACGACGCCGCCUCGAGCAUCACGUCCUCCCUGGAGCUGAGCAUCCAGACGCGGAUCUUUAAGAUCAUCGUCAUUGGGGACUCCAACGUGGGCAAGACGUGCCUCACCUUCCGCUUCACCGGGGGGAGCUUCCCCGACAAGACCGAGGCCACCAUCGGCGUGGAUUUUAGGGAGAAGGCGGUGGAGAUCGAAGGGGAGACUAUCAAGGUGCAGGUAUGGGACACAGCAGGCCAGGAGCGCUUUCGUAAAUCCAUGGUGGAACACUACUACCGCAACGUCCACGCAGUGGUCUUUGUGUAUGACGUCACCAAGAUGACUUCCUUCCGCAACCUACAGACAUGGAUAGAGGAGUGUAAUGGCCACCGGGUCUCAGCAUCAGUACCUCGAGUCCUGGUGGGAAACAAGUGUGACCUCGUGGAGCACAUACAGGUGCCCUCCAACAUGGCGUUGAAGUUCGCCGACUCCCACAACAUGCUGCUGUUUGAGACGUCGGCCAAGGACCCGAGGGAGAGUCAGAACGUCGACUCCAUCUUCAUGUCCAUCGCCUGCCGCCUGAAGGCCCAGAAGUCCCUGCUCUACAGAGACGUGGAGAGAGAGGACGGGAGAGUCCGACUCACACAAGAGACUGAGACAAAGAGUAGUUGUCCUUGUUGAGGAAAAGGAGGAGUGGGAGGCAUAAUGGAAGGGGAAGAGAGAAGAGUAACUGUGCAUGUGGAGAAAAAAAAAGGAGGAGAGGGAGGAUGGGGAGAGUGAGGCUAAAAACAAGAGUCUUUUAAAUUACGUGCAACUUUUCCGGUUUUGGAGGAGGAAUGGGGCUGACGCUAAAGAGCUAUGUGUUUCAAGGAAGAGGAUGGAGGAGGAUAGGGUGGAGACAAAGGGUGCUGAAGAUAAAGAGAAAAGAGAACAAAAGGGAUUCAUUAACCAUUCAGAAAUGAGUCAAUGUUGCCUUUUAGACUACGGCAUAGUGUAGAAAUGCUUCCAUCUUUUCAAACGUAGACCGAAAUUGAGUGAAUAUACUUACAGCGUGCCCAGUGCAAAGGCAAGCAAAACACAAGAGAUGAGUCAUUUGGGGAUUUACAACAAACAGUCUCAAUGCAAGGCUGGUGUUUCUGUUCAUGACAACCAUUACUAACAGCAACAUUCUGGGGCAACAUAUCUGAACACGGUCUGAUUUUGGUUGCCUUGUCCCGAUUGAUUUUCAUCCACAUCCUAGCUGAAAAGCAGUAUUUCACAACCUAUGUCCACUGCCUUAAAAAAAGCUGCCUCUGUCUUGGUUUUAAGAACUCAGUCAGGCAAAAAUAGCAUAGAGGUUUCAAGUGGUUUAACCUUCUCGAUGAUGACCGAAGGACUCGUUUUUUUCUCAGAAUUUUCAAUCCUUCAAGAGCAGGACAGUUGACUUCAAAUCACUGUGAGAUCAUGAGUACAAGGGAUGGAUGGGGAAACACUUCCUAGACAAAUGUAAUGUGGAUAAAAUAUGGGGCAAAAAUACCAGGUUAGCUCGAAGGACCUAUUCAGGAAGACCUUGACAAGGUUUCCUGAAAAAAAAAACCCGGAGCAUCUAGAGGUUGUCAGGCAGCGUGUCACAUAUUGAUUUAGAGGCUGUAAAAGAUCCUCUUACCCUCAUGCAGGAGAAAUGCACUCCGUCAUCUAGCAUCUAAUCCUGACGUAAACAUAUCCCCUCUAUGCUAACCUUCUGCCUCAGUGGCUUAUCCAGCUUUCCCUUUGUGCGCAAAUGCAAAAACACCCAGUUUUUUUUGGGUGACUUCAAGAUAGCCAGUACAGCAGGCUGUCAUCGUGAACCAUUCGUACAUAUAGUUACUAAAAGUAAUGCACCGUAAUUCGUAUGUAUUCCACAGAUAUAUUGCUAUGUGCACCACAGUAACUGCCGCUGUAUAAGACUGCUCUGGUUCCGCGUGGGGAGGAAGUCGGGGUGGAUGGGUGGUCAUAAAAAGCAUGGCUUUCAAGCGGGGGAGCGGAGUUUGUGUCCUGGGGAAGAAACACAAGACUUUCACCCAAGAAACGCGUGUUUGUGUCCUGGGAGUACUACUUGAAGGGACCAGUGUUUUAAUCCAAACCCGUAUCUUAUUUCAAUUAUUAACUAGUCAUUUUGGUGCCUAAACUUAACCGCACAACGGUCCCUUUUUGGUCGACUAAACUGCAACAGCCUCUGAAAUGACCGGGCACCUCGCGAUGACUGGUACCCGCCUCCCAGUAAUCUUUUCUUGGCCAAAUGUAACUGUGAAGACCUUUUAAAGGGAUACACCACCGUUUGUCUUGUUUUUGUCUCAGUGCAAGUAAUUAGGUUGUUUUUU